AUGGUCCUGGAACGGAUGACCGGAAAUGGGAACGGAAAUAAAAUGAACAUGAGGAUCAAUAUUCUCGAAGCGAUUCUCAACAGUGAGACAGAAAACAGCAGUGACGGCUCCUCGGCCAGAGUAUUUUUUAUGAAUUUAUCUUUCAUCUAAAUUUGAUAAAUUUCAGGUAAACUCGCUGAAGCAAGUCAUUCGCCGGAAUAAGACGGACAUGGCUUCUGACGCGGUUUCUUCUCUUGACCUUAUGCGACAGGUGAAGCAGGAAAAAGUACCAGAAGGGAAAAUGGAAUGAAAAAACAUGUUUCGCACAAAAAAUUUAUUAAUAAAGUACUGACAGGAACUUGAGGGGUUUCUCAAAGACUUCAUGGAGAGGGCACUAAAGUGGCCACUAAAACCACGUUUAUAGAAGCCAAUUUUUUGCGCGUUAAAGGCCACCAUAGUCGUUUUUAGUGGUCUAGUAAUGUCACUUAGACUUCUCAAGAGGCCACUAAAUUUUAUUCACUUAAGUGGCCUCUAUUUGGACUAAUAUAGUAGCCAGUAAAACUUCAGAACCCUAUGGUGGCUACUAAGAACUUUCAUCGAUUAUUUUUUUGGCAGAAUGAUUUUUUUUUCCGCCAUCUUUUUUGCAGUUUCUUGGACUUCACCCUGUCCUUCAUGUUUCCGUGAGUCAUAACGGUGAAUUAUUUUAGAUAUUUCAAAACGAAAUCACUCGGGAGUUCCACCAGGUGAUGGACAGGUAUACGCGGACGACUUUCCUGCCAGCUAUCGAAAAUCUCAAAAGAAACGGCCAUGUUUUUCAGCUUCAUCUUCAUAUUUAUAAAGAUAAGUUCAGGACGUAGAUGAAGACGUGAUGAACUCGUUGUACGUCAGCAUGUUGGAAGCAGCCAAGAAGCCGUUUCUGAAGGCGCCGGCGCCAGUUUCAGAAUUCCCAGCGGCGCCAACUUUGCCUGGACCUUCUAUGACAGCUCCCAACGACUCGAUUAAUGAACGGGAUUUCGACGCGAAUUUUAAGGUUUUUCUGAAAGUUCGGCGCCUUAAGAAAAUGUAUAUUUUUAGAGAGGCUAUGAAUCGGAUGGUUCUGACGUCAGUGCCAUCAGCACUCACAGUAUUGAAGCUAAAAGAAGACGAGGAAGGCCGAGAAAGGUUUGAACAAGUGAAAAAUGUCUUCUGGAAACGUUUACCAUAGAAACUUGGCAGGGUUGACAGAAGCAAACACGUUUUGCAACAACCUUUCAUUUUUCAUGCUUCUGAAAAUAUUUAAAUGAACAAAUAAAGUUAUAAAAAUCAAAAAAAAAAACUUAUUUUUCUUUACAUUUCUCCAUCAAGGUCGUGUCUAAAAAGCCGCGUCGCGCACGCAACGCCACUCUUACCAAUCCACCGAUCUUGACUUUCAAUUUUGGAAGGAUUGACUAUAUCAGUUUUUUUCAGGACGAAGAAGCUUACCGUCUCGAAAUGGCCCCUCCAACGAUGCAAGACGUGCGAAGAUGGAGUCCGGAUCGGAUUCAUUUCGGCACGAAAUUCGUACCAGCUCUCAAGGUUCUUCAUUUUGUUUCGAAUCGACCAAAGUUCUCUUCAGAAGGAAAAGAAAAAUCAUCUUUUGAUUUCCAGGUCGCAGCUCUUCUGAACUUGCCUGUUUCCAUACUUUUCAACAAGUUUCCAAGAAUGUUCAAGGUAUCAUUUCAGCGAUAUUUAUUGUUUUGAAACCUGAUUAAGUUGACAAAUUGUCGAAGUUAGCGAUGAAGCUCAAUAUUGAAAAAAUUUCUGGUGUAGUUUGGAAAUAGAGCUUCUCAGAAAAGUUCGGCUCUUUUUGAAUGUGGUUAAAAGUCAGACCUUUUCUAUUUUUUUCAAAAAAUUGCAAAAAUAAUAGGAGUUUUAUAUUCAAUUUUUUUUUUCUAGAGUUUCAAGCUUUCUCCAAAUCAAACUAGGGCAUUAUUGAAGAUUCGUGUAUCAACUUCUCAUUGAGAAAAAAAAAAUCACAAGGGUUUUUGAGUACUCGUGCGACGAAGACGACAAGAACCAGCUGGCCGACGAGAAACGUGUGAUCCGAGCACCUGGAAGGUGUUACCUCGUCAUUGCCGAUGACGCGAAGAACAUCAUUCCGCCCCACACAAUGUUCGUAUUUCAAAAACAGAACAAAAUGUGUUUUUUAAUUUCUCGAGCCAUUUUUUUUCAAGUUUCCAACGAGUCAGAUUUUUUAAAAAUUUCAUUCGAGACUGUAACUGUCAAAAAAAAAUUUUUCAAGUCCUUUUUUUGAUCAUAUUUUCUAAAUUUUUCUCCAAUUUUCAAAGCUAUAGAUAUAUACAUCAAAUCUUCAACGAGUCUGGUUUUUGAUUUUUUUUUUUCUCAAACUCUUCCCUCGAAAUUUUCUUAUUUUGAAAACAGAAAUAUGUAGAAGAAAGAAGAAACUCAGAAGGGCGCUAGCAAUUAUUCUCCAAGAUUUUCUCGCUUCAAUGAUUUUCUUUCUCGUUUUCCACAUACACCCAAAAAGAACGUAAUCACCUAUAAUACCGAGAAAUGUGAAUUUUAAGAUUUGAAAAAGAAAAAUUGAAAUUGCUCAAGAUAAACGAUUUUUUAAAAUAUGAUUCUUUGAAUAUGUUUCUGACAGCCUUUGCAGCUGUUUUUGUUUUGGAGAAAAACCUGAAAAAUCUGAAAAAUUAAAAUAAAUAUUUUUCAAAUCAAUGCUCUAAAAUAAUAAAAAAAGGCCUUUCUUUAAAUAUUCGGUGUUUCAAUAGUUCAUUUAACAGUUUUUCCAAAGAUUCAUUUUUCUGAAAACUCAAUUAAUUUUUUUGCAGAGGCGAAGUCCAGAUGCACGCAUUCUCCCUGAACGAACCGAUGCUAUCCAAAAUCCGUCAGAAGGCCGCGCCGAUGUUUGAGAAACUCAAAGCCUGUCUACCUCCUCAGUCCUACUUCUGA
Caenorhabditis auriculariae is the source of this 2910-nucleotide messenger RNA. Lineage: Eukaryota; Metazoa; Nematoda; Chromadorea; Rhabditida; Rhabditidae. The record is from the annotation of a GenBank genome assembly.